UACUCUAAAAUACUAUCAACUUUUAAAUUUCUACUUUCGCUUUUAGUAUUGGGUCAAGGAUUUCAGAUUGAAGUCUUUAGUCUAAAAAUCUAGAUCUCGUAUAGAUCUAGAUAUUUACCUGUAAAUCUAUUUGUCUAAUAAUAAUAUCUAAUAUUAUACAGUAUAGAUAGUAACAUAACAUAGUAUAGUUAAGAAUAGUAUUAAUAGACUAGAGUCUAGUCUAGACUGAGACAUUAUUAUACUAGUCUGUUUACUGCAGCAGCUGAUCGAGAGACCCCAGAUUCACAGAUUGCAAAUCAAAUGGAAAAGGCAGUUGACAGACUGGAGUCGCUGUUUCAAAAAGCAGAGGCCGACUUGAACUUUAUAUCAAGAAAGCUUGAUUUUCAGCUUGAAAAUGAACAAGGAGUUAAUACAAAAAAUAAUCCUGUGCGACUCUUAAAAGCCAUUGAAGAGGUCAAAACAGAGUAUUCAUCUCUGGUUGAAGACAUGAGUGCUAUCCAGCAAGCUCAGAAAGAAACAGUUGCCUUCUUCCGAACCCAGCUGCUUACAAUGACACAGAUGUUAGAGAAACUGGAAAAUCAGACAGGGGUUAACCCUGAAAUGACGGAGGCCACGGUGUCCAUGUUUGAAGAACUAUCCCAACUGAUGGGUAUCCCCAAAGAUGACCUCCUGCCAUCUGAAGAACAGAACCAGGAGGACUCUAAAACCUGUGCCUCGAAUGACCCAGGUACCACAGCAUCUUCAGCCAGUUCACAGCAACCAGCAACAACAAAUCAAACAGAUUUUCAGCAAACUAAAGUGACAGUACCUACACCUUUUGAGCGCAGACAAAACAGUUCAGAAUUCCAGGAGCUGGACCAGGAAGAGUUCAUGUCUGUGUCAGAGCUAAUCAGGGCUAGAGCUAAGUUUGAGGAUGUUAACAGGACAUACAGACUGUUGUGGCAGCAUUUUAAAGAAGAGGGAAAUACGAAAGCAUUAACACCAAAGGAAAUGAACACAAUGGGCUUACGAGUAACAGGGGCCACUGGAGAUGCCAAACUUAAAAUUUUACGUGCCCUCAAACUAGCCCAGAUCAGCAAGACAGGAGAAGUUAAACUAACAUAAAAAUGGGGUGCGAGUGUAAAAUAUAACAUAAAUAUUAAUAAAUCUAAGGACCUAAAGAAAUGUCAAAAUAAUUUAAUAUCAACAUUUUUCGCUUUAAAAAAUGAAUUGAAAUUUUUAUAUCAAAUCGAAUUCCAGUUAACUGUAACUGUCUGUGCAGUAACUACCCAAAUCAUGAAUCAAGGAAAACGCAGUGAAGAUUUUUAAACAGAUGGUAUCAGUUUAAAUUAACUUAAAUAUGAUCUGUUUUGAGUGAUUGAUCAUUAAGUUAACAAUUCAUAAGUUUGAUAUUUCUAGCCAGUGCCUAAACCAUAUUUGUACAUAAUGAUCUAAAUUACUGUACAUUGUUAACUCUACAUAUAUUUUGGUAGCUAACUAAAUGUUAGUUGCUGACUCAGAUAAUUGUAAAUAUUUAAUUAUACAGGUAGACUUUUAAUGGUUAUAUCACAUUGAAUAAUGAUAUUGUGGUCAAGAGGCUAAGCACACAUAUAGGUUUCUUUGAGAAAAAAAAAUCAUACAUACGCUAAAAGUUUUUUUUUUACAGUCUUAAAAGUAACAAACUAAUAUUCUUUUUAUAAACACGCUAGAAAAAUUUCAAAUUUUCUCAUAAUCCCCUUUUUGGAUAUACAUAUCAGUAAAACAAUCAAUAUUUUGUUACUGUUGGUUCACCUGUUAUGUCAGAGUUAAGAAUGCUUUAAGACUAACUAAAAAACAUACAAUCAGCUAGAGUUGUAAAGCAAAUCAAACUGGCAUGGAUGGAUGGUCACAUUGAAAUCAUGCAGUUUAGAAUGUAUUUUUUUAAGUAAAGCCUCACUGAAAUUCUGUAAUACAUUAACACUUUUGGAUAUAUGUCUUUAAGUCAAAAUCUUUUGAAAUCAGACGUGGUACAUUAUUUUUUAAAUUUACUUUUCAACCCAACUGUAAAUACUUCUUUCAUUACAAUUUAUGUUUUGUUUUUUAUUUAGUCAAAGCCCAUGUGUUCAAAUUUAUUUUGUCUGUGCACUAUUGAAUAACUGGGGGAAAAUUUAUUGUUUUAUCUUAACAUUUGUAUUACAAGAAAACAAAGCAGAGACAGCUUUGUUAGUAAUGUUAAUGUAA
Molecule: messenger RNA, 2199 nt
Organism: Physella acuta
Lineage: Eukaryota; Metazoa; Mollusca; Gastropoda; Physidae
Product: spindle and kinetochore-associated protein 2
Biological process (GO): mitotic cell cycle; chromosome segregation; cell division
Cellular component (GO): outer kinetochore; spindle microtubule
Molecular function (GO): microtubule binding
Source: RefSeq, a predicted model, not a curated record